Molecule: messenger RNA, 531 nt
Organism: Culicoides brevitarsis
Lineage: Eukaryota; Metazoa; Arthropoda; Insecta; Diptera; Ceratopogonidae
Product: homeobox protein MSX-2-like
Exons: 3
Coding region: 1-531 (176 amino acids)
Biological process (GO): regulation of DNA-templated transcription
Molecular function (GO): DNA-binding transcription factor activity, RNA polymerase II-specific; DNA binding
Source: RefSeq, a predicted model, not a curated record
AUGCCGACGCCAUCGUCUUUGGCGACAAAUCAAAAUGGAGGAUUUUUGUAUGCGAAUUGGAUGGAAAUGCAAAAAUCCAGUAUGGGACAUCAGCAUUUUUUGUCCUUUGGAUAUCAUGGUUCUGGCUUGACACACAAACCAGUGAGCAGUAAACGGACACGCAAACCCGGUAUCGAUCGCAAGCCACGACAGGCAUACAGCGCAAAGCAAUUGGAACGGCUGGAGAACGAAUUUAAAAACGACAAAUAUUUGUCAGUCAGCAAACGCAUGGAGUUGUCAAAAAUGCUGAAUCUCACAGAAGUACAAAUCAAGACGUGGUUUCAAAAUAGAAGAACCAAAUGGAAAAAGCAAUUAACAUCGAGACUGAAAAUUGCCCAACGACAAGGCCUGUAUGCGUCUCAAGCGUAUUUAAGUUCAAGCGGAUUCCCUCCAGCAACUUACCAUCCAAUUUUUAGCAGUAUUUACCCAUCGUACAGCAAUAACUUACAAAUUUUAACGGAAAGUAGUAAAAAAGCCACUGACGUACUGUAA